AUGCAGUCAACGGAAGAGGAGCUCAAACGAGCACUCGAAUCACUCUCGCAACUAUCAGAUCUCAAGCAGCCACUCUCCGAUGAAUCCACUCUCACCACCACAGAAGCGACAUCGUCCGCUCUCCAACUGCUAUCCGCCUCGACACCGCUGUUUUCCAAACUCAAACGGGUCAAUAGACAGAUCUACAACGAUCUCUCCACGCAAAAGGCACUCGUAGCAGACGAACGAGCCAAAGUCGACACAGCGCGGCUGGCACUGCAGAAUCUCAAGUACGAAGAAAGCAUGCUCGAGCUCGAGGUCAAGGUGUGUCAAGAGUUCCAAUCCAUCUUUCAGGAUAUCGAGCUGCAGGAUCUGCAAGAGUUUCAUCAGCUCCAUGCCAGCCGAGAUGGAGGGGAAGAGAUGGACACGGAUGCAUCACCACCAGGAGAGAAAGAAGAGGAGGACUUGGCGGACGAACACAAGCUCAUGCUCGCGAGAUUGCGUUUCGAGUUGAAGGAAAGAGAAAGGUUGGAGGCGGAAAAGCAGAGGUUGCAACAGGACAAGACGCAGGUGGCCAAGGAGAAUAGGGAGAAGAAGGUGAAUUUGGAACAGAUCGAGAAGGAUCUCAAGGAUCUAUUGACCGCUGCGGAGGCGAUCAAGGCCAAGUUUGAGAGCUUUUAG
Molecule: messenger RNA, 660 nt
Organism: Pseudozyma hubeiensis SY62
Lineage: Eukaryota; Fungi; Basidiomycota; Ustilaginomycetes; Ustilaginales; Ustilaginaceae
Exons: 2
Coding region: 1-660 (219 amino acids)
Biological process (GO): positive regulation of DNA-templated transcription, elongation; mRNA export from nucleus
Cellular component (GO): THO complex part of transcription export complex
Molecular function (GO): mRNA binding
Source: RefSeq, a predicted model, not a curated record